GUUCAGCGAUGUGGUGAAACGGCCGUUCCGCUUGGAGCCAGCUCCUGCCUGAUAGGAGACCAGCUGGAGAGCCUGGCCUUUCCUCUGCUGGUACCAGAGCAAGGCAUCAAAAGUGGAGGUCCGCCAAGUGGACCCUUUCUUCACCUGGAGGAUGGUGCAGGAAGAGAUGUCACCUGGAUCAUUUCCUUUGGCUGAGCCGAUGGACCUGGACAUAUGGGAGGACAUGGAAAAUGGGACGAGUGUGGAAGAGUUCAUCCUUCUUGGCUUCCAAGGCACGUGGCAUUUCCGGGUCUCCCUUGCGGUGCUAUUUGCCCUGAUCUACUCCCUGACAAUAAUGGGCAACACAUCCAUCAUAGCCCUCGUGUGGACAACCAGGAAACUCCAGACGCCAAUGUACUUUUUCCUCUGCAAUCUCUCCUUUCUGGAGAUCUGGUACACUACGGGCGUUGUUCCCAAAGCCAUAGGAGUCCUGCUGGGAACAAGCCAGACCAUCUCCUUCCGUGUCUGCAUCCUCCAGUUAUUCUUUCUUUUCUCCCUGGGCUCCACUGAGUGUUUUCUCCUGUCUGUCAUGGCCUAUGACCGCUACUUAGCCGUGUGCUGCCCCCUGAGGUACAGCUCCCUCAUGAGCAGGGGCCUCUCUGCUCGCCUGGUGCUCGGCUCCUGGCUGGGAGGCUUUCUGGCCAUCUCCCUGCUGGCCUUCCUGACCUCCAGGCUGACGUUCUGUGGGCCGGAUGUCAUCAAUCAUUUUCUCUGUGAUAUCGAUUCCUGCCUCGCCCUCUCUUGCAGUGACACGUGGCCCGUGGAGCUGGCAAGCUUCCUAGUCUCCAUCGUUGUUGUGGUGGCCUCCUGUGUGGGCACCCUGGUCUCCUACGCGUUCAUCAUCUCUUCCAUCCUGAGAAUCCAGUCAGCCCAUGGCCGCAAAAAGGCCUUUUCCACUUGCUCUGCCCAUCUCGGUGUCGUCACGAUCUGGUACGGCUCCACCGUCUUCCUGUAUGUCAAGCCAUCAGCCCACAACUCCCUGGAGCGGAACAAACUCGUCAAUACCUUCACCACAGUUAUAACUCCUCUGUUGAACCCCUUCAUUUACACACUCAGGAACAGAGAAGUGAAGGAAGCUCUGGGGCGCGCUUUCCACAGAAAGUGAAGUGGCUUUGCAAGGGCCUCAGUGGGAGCGGAGAGAUUCACCCCAUCCCACCCAUCCCCGCUGCCCUGCACAAUCUCUCACCAAAGCGCACGCGCCCCUGGGCAUCACAGGGCAUGAGAAGCCACCAGUUCCCCCGGUGCUCCUCUCACCCACCUUACAGCCCUCUUAGGUGGGGCUGAACUCCAAUUCUCAAUCCCCCCUUCCCUCUCUUUGCUCCUGGGUAAACUCCAAAUGCCUCACAAUGUUCAAAAGAGCAGCGCUUGGGAAGGGUCACCAACCCCCCCAGGAAGGGUUCUCCAAGCAGACACGGGAGCAGUGGUUCCUCCCUCGGGUUUGUGUUCCACUUUGCUCAGCGCUUCACUUUGUCAGGGAUUCACCUGAAUUGCCGGAGCGAUCCCAGCAGCUGCCCCACUGCUUUAGGAAAGGGCCUGGGUUGCUCUACUCACUCUGACCUUUUCGUGGUGCAGCCGUGCCGCGUUCUUGUGGCAGUUUCACCAAAUCCUGCUCUGGUUCCAGGUAGAACUGGCAGUGUCUGGCACCUCUCCCUUUGGCUGUUAUUCCCAGCAUAAGACACUCAAUAUCAUUUACAUUCCUCUCCCUUCCCUCGAUCCAGGCUCUGAAUGUACUUUCAAAUUUGUAAUUAAACAUAUGCAAAUCACUCUUCCAUGCUGGAUGUGCCAGGGCAUUUCCACCUCUCAAAUCCUGCACCAGUUUUUAACCGUCCAUUGUUCCACCACUCGGGGCUUUCUUGUGGAAACCCAUUCCCGGGAUGGGCAAAGUCCCCAGAGCACAGGUGUCACAGCUCUUGGGGCUGCUGCCUGGGUACCAAGUCUCUCCUGACACACACUGGGAGGGUGUCAGCACUGCCAGAGGGCUCUUGUUUCCCCCCUUCCAAUGGUUUCCAUUGCAAAAGAGAGGAACCACAGUCUCAAAGCUCUUCUUCCUGCACACAGACAGUGAAGGGCGUCCACGGGAGCACUUGCUAGGGAGGAGACCUCAACCUGGCAGAGACCCCUCUAUGAACAGUGUGGGAUUGAUCUCAGGGGAGUGUCGGCUCUGCAAGGGAGAGGAUUGAGCCUGGAAGGAGCUCACAGCAUACACAGAGAGGGGACGACACAAAACUGUCCAGAAUUUCUCCCAAGGGCCGUGUUAGGCAGGAUGGGGAGAAAACCCAGCAGCAAACGUACGCACCUGGGGAGGCAAAACCAAGACAUAAUCGGGGUGAGCUUAGGACGGAGGGGAAGAGAAGGACUUGGCAUGUCCUCAUGCACCUGAGCCCAAGGGAUUCAGCUGAGAAUGGCUGGAGCUUCUGCCUGAGAUCAACACUUCCAACAGACCCACCAGAGUGACCCAGGGUGACGGCACUGCCUGUUCUGGACCUGACCAGCAUUGGAGCUGAGUCUUCUGCCAUAGGGCUGUGUUCCUGUUCUGGAAAUCGUGGGGCCUUUCAUCCCUGCACUCGGAAGAAGCCUUCAUUGGGGAAUGGGCAUGGAACAAACGUGAAAAUGAAAAGGCAUCCGUGGUGGAAACAAAAGUCCUGUCCAUGUCAUCAGCUGUGAUGGUUUGCAUUCUA
Cuculus canorus (common cuckoo) is the source of this 2717-nucleotide messenger RNA. RefSeq names its product olfactory receptor 6F1-like. Gene Ontology annotation, molecular function: olfactory receptor activity; G protein-coupled receptor activity. The transcript is spliced from 3 exons. The record is from RefSeq and is a predicted model, not a curated record. Gene Ontology annotation, biological process: G protein-coupled receptor signaling pathway. Gene Ontology annotation, cellular component: membrane. NCBI's taxonomy places the organism in Eukaryota, Metazoa, Chordata, Aves, Cuculiformes, Cuculidae. The coding region runs from base 152 to 1144 and encodes 330 amino acids.